Messenger RNA from Gracilinanus agilis (Agile Gracile Mouse Opossum), 2934 nucleotides. It is a transcript of the gene TAB3, whose product is annotated as TGF-beta activated kinase 1 (MAP3K7) binding protein 3. The record is from RefSeq and is a predicted model, not a curated record. Lineage: Eukaryota; Metazoa; Chordata; Mammalia; Didelphimorphia; Didelphidae. The coding region runs from base 548 to 2698 and encodes 716 amino acids. Gene Ontology annotation, cellular component: extracellular exosome. The transcript is spliced from 11 exons. Gene Ontology annotation, molecular function: ubiquitin binding.
UGUUUCCAUUAUCAGGAUGGAGUGAGGAGGGUGCAGAGUAUGUUUGUGUGUGCUCAGCUUUCUUCUGUCCAAAGAAUGAAAAUUGAGAAAGAAGCGUCUGACUCUUCUCUAAGGCUCCAAGAUUGACUGCUCUGUUUGCAGAAGUCAGCUUUUUAUAGCAAAACAGAAAAAAUGGAAAUGAACAAAAAGAAGAAAAGAUUGCAAUAAGAAUAGACUGUUGACAUGGGAAGUAUCAGAAUUUGUGAAGUGAAACCAAUUAUGAAAUUUCUUUCUUAUGAAUUUGUUAUGUUGAUUUGUACACCUCAGAAGUUUUUGAGAAGGUCUCAUGAUCAGUAUUUUGAAGCAGUAAUGGUGGACCUUAUUUCCAGGUUUUAGCCCGAGUUAUCUACCAGCUUGGUGUGUGGUGUUGCAAACUGGACAUAGUACCCUAGUCAAAUCCUCACCAAUUAAAAAACAAAGAAAAUGACUGAAACAUUGGAACAUUAUUUCUACUGGAAGGCCAAUUAACAUCUAUUCCGCAAAUAUUUAAAGAGCAAGAACCUGGGCAAUGGCGCAGAACAGUCCACAGCUUGAUGUCCAGAUGCUCCAUGAUCUCCGACAACGCUUCCCUGAGAUUCCAGAGGGUGUGGUAUCACAGUGCAUGUUACAGAAUAACAACAACCUGGAAGCUUGCUGUAGAGCCCUUUCCCAAGAAAGCAGCAAAUACUUGUAUAUGGAGUAUCAGAGCCCAGAAGACAAUAGGAUGAACAGAAAUCGCUUUUUGCACAUUAACCUGGGUGUCCAUCCACCUAGUAACUACCAUGCAGGAGAUGGAGCUCAACUUAAUGGUGGUCGAACACUGGUACAUAGUUCAAGUGAUGGUCAUAUUGAUCCACAGCACACCCCAGGUAAACAGCUGAUAUGCUUAGUUCAGGAACCACACUCGGCCCCAGCUGUUGUGGCUGCUUCUUCUAACUACAACCCAUUUUUUAUGAAUGAACAGAAUAGAAAUGCAGCUACUCCUCCUCCACAACCACCUCAACAACCAUCUUCCAUGCCAACAGGAAUGACUACAUCUGCUAUGCAAGGGCCUUCACCACCACCACAGCCACCUCCCUCAUACAUGCACAUACCUCGUUAUAGUACAAAUCCAAUUACUGUUACAGUAUCACAGAACCUUCCCUCUGGACAGACUGUUCCCAGAGCUUUGCAAAUUCUUCCACAAAUUCCAAGCAAUCUCUAUGGGUCUCCUGGUUCUAUAUAUAUUAGGCAAACAUCUCAAAGUUCACCAGGAAGACAGACUCCUCAGAGUACACCAUGGCAGUCCUCACCACAAGGCCCUAUACCACAUUAUAAUCCACGUCCUUUACCUGUUUAUCCACAUCAGCAAACCUAUCAGCCUUCUCAGUAUUCUCCCAAACAACCACAGAUCCCUCAAUCAGCUUAUCGAUCACCACCUACUUCUCAGUGUCCUUCACCUUUUGGUUCUCCUCAGCAUCAAGUGCAACCUCCUCAGUUGGGUCAUCAGAGUUCACAUGUCUUUAUGCCACCUAGUCCUUCAACUACUCCACCCCAUCUGUAUCAAGCACCUCCAAGCUAUCAGAAACAGGGAGGUCAUUCAGUAUCCUAUCUCCCUUACAGUGCAUCUAGUUUAUCCAAAGGUUCCAUGAAGAAGAUAGAAAUAACAGUUGAACCCCCACAGAGACCUGGGACAGCAAUUAAUAGAAGUCCAUCACCAAUAAGUAAUCAACCAUCUCAACGGAAUCAGCAUCCAUUGUAUACAGCCACCACUCCACCUUCAGGUUCUCCUUCAAGAGGAAUGUCAAAUCAGCCCAAACCUCCAUUUAGUGUUAAUCCAGUAUAUAUUACUUAUACACAACCAACUGGACCUUCAUGUGCUCCUACACCAUCUCCUCGGGUAAUGCCAAACCCAACAACAGUUUUCAAAAUUACUGUAGGCCGAGCAACAACUGAAAAUCUUUUAAACUUAGUGGACCAAGAAGAGCGUUCUGGAGCACCAGAACCUAUUCAGCCCAUUUCAUUGAUACCUGCACAGGGAGGAGAAAAAGGAAGCUAUAAAUUUCAGAGAAGUUGUAGUUCUGGAUCUGAUGAUUAUGCCUAUACUCAAGCCUUGCUAUUACAUCAACGAGCAAGGAUGGAGAGGUUAGCAAAACAAUUGAAACUUGAGAAAGAAGAACUAGAGCGAUUGAAGACUGAAGUUAAUGGUAUGGAGCAUGACCUUAUGCAGAGAAGACUUAGAAGAGUUAGCUGUACUACAGCAAUCCCAACUCCUGAGGAAAUGACACGAUUGAGAAGCAUGAACAGACAACUCCAGAUAAAUGUUGACUGUACACUGAAAGAAGUUGACCUCCUUCAAUCUAGAGGCAAAUUUGAUCCAAAAGCUAUGAAUAAUUUUUAUGACAACAUAGAACCAGGUCCAGUCGUGCCCCCAAAGCCAUCAAAAAAAGAAAAUUCAGAUCCCUGUACAACAGAGAGAAAAGCCAGAAGAAUCAGUGUGACUUCCAAAGUACAGAUAGAUCCCCUUGAUUCUCAGACCACUACUGCUGAUGAGCAUCCAAACAGCUCCAAGCAGAUUCCAAGGAACCAGCCACAAGAUGAAGACUUUGAGGGGGCUCCAUGGAAUUGUGAAAGUUGCACCUUUCUGAAUCACCCAGCAUUAAAUCGCUGUGAGCAGUGUGAGAUGCCGCGGUACACUUGAAUCGAGAAGAGCCGUUUAGACUGAGAGAGAAAUUCUGAGCUCCCACAGAGUUGAAAAGGAAACCUGGUGACUCCUUCAGUCCAUUUGACCAGUGUUUUCCUUUCCAAUUUUCUAGGGAGAAGGAGAAUUGAAAUAGUAUCCACUUGUCUACCACACUAAAGGAAAAAAAAUGAGGGGGAUGUUUUUCUUUCUUUACUACAUUGUGUGCUAAGUUAAAGGGAUACUUGAAACCAGGA